UCUGAAGAGUUGUGGGAGCUCAGCCGCAGAGAAUGGCAUCUCAGACCAUUGACGAUGGUAAAGGUAAAAAUCCUACGCCAAUAAGUUAUACUGUGAUCAUAGUCUUCGUGGUUUUAUUUCCACUUCUGUUCAUUCUUGGAUGUUUUCUGCCCUGGAUUAUAAUGAAAACUCGCAAAUAUAAAAGAGACGUUUCUCUCCUAAGAAAGUAUUUCUCCUUCAAUCCCAAGAGUGUAUUUCUUGCUCUACGCACUGAGGUAUUCGCAAUUACAUCCUUGGUGCUUUGCCUGAACGAAAGUCAAAUGAAUCCUGUUGUUCUUCUGGUUGUGUCUUAUGUUAUAUGCAAUGGAAUUAUCAUAUUUGUUUGGUUUCUGUCCAAAAAGUUGAUAAAAGAAAUGGAACGUCCCCAAGAUGGAACAGAGACUGGGGAAACACCAAAACUGUUUACGCACGAUAUGAUGCAAAAUAAAGAGAAUGGUCAAGUACUCAAGCAUGGAUAUGUUCCGGUAAACUAUGAAGGGCCUAGCAUAACAUUAUAUGAUGCUGAUUCCAGACCAGAAUCAAGUGAAGGAAGCGAGAGAGAAUCACAGCCGAAUGAAAACAUUCCUGCUUCAAUUGAAGAAAGAGAGAGAGAGUCACAGCCGAAUGAAAACAUUCCUGCUUCAAUUGAAGAAAGAGAGAGAGAGUCACAGCCGAAUGAAAACAUUCCUGCUUCAAUUGAAGAAAGAGAGAGAGAGUCACAGCCGAAUGAAAACAUUCCUGCUUCAAUUGAAGAAAGAGAGAGAGAGUCACAGCCGAAUGAAAACAUUCCUGCUUCAAUUGAAGAAAGAGAGAUAGAAUCACAGCCGAAUGAAAACAUUGCUGCUUCAAUUGAAGGACCCUUCCACGGCACAUUUUCCACGAUUAUCACCAUGCAUUAAGGGUUUCCGGAAGACGCUACUGAAAUAUUGUAUCAAAUAUACAUAUAUAUAUAAUAAUAAUAUUAGGGAGUAUAGCUCCAAACUUACAGGGGAAAAUUCAAUUUAGUAUUAAAUCAAAUUUCACAGUAAAAAUAUAUAAAAUAUGAAUUAGAGA
Molecule: messenger RNA, 1071 nt
Organism: Octopus sinensis (East Asian common octopus)
Lineage: Eukaryota; Metazoa; Mollusca; Cephalopoda; Octopoda; Octopodidae
Exons: 13
Coding region: 33-917 (294 amino acids)
Source: RefSeq, a predicted model, not a curated record